Molecule: messenger RNA, 2827 nt
Organism: Melopsittacus undulatus (budgerigar)
Lineage: Eukaryota; Metazoa; Chordata; Aves; Psittaciformes; Psittaculidae
Product: DNA polymerase iota
Exons: 12
Coding region: 135-2102 (655 amino acids)
Biological process (GO): translesion synthesis
Molecular function (GO): damaged DNA binding; DNA-directed DNA polymerase activity
Source: RefSeq, a predicted model, not a curated record
AGGACGAAGAAGAAGAAGAAGAGAAGGAGCAGUGGUGGAGGCCGCAGCAAGGACCCAGCGGGAGCCGGCGCCCCCCUGCGGGCAGCAGCGUCAUUGCACACCUUGACCUCGACUGCUUCUAUGCGCAGGUGGAGAUGCUCCGGGCCCCGGAGCUCAGGGACAAGGCCUUGGGGGUGCAGCAGAAGUCCCUCGUGGUCACCUGUAACUACGAAGCCCGGCGCCAUGGGGUGAAGAAGUUGAUGUCCCUCAAAGAGGCCACGGAGAAGUGUCCUCACUUGGUGCUGGUCAAUGGAGAAGACCUCACUCCCUAUAGGGAGAUGUCCUACAAGGUCACAGAGCUCCUGCGGGAAUAUUGUCCAUUGGUGGAAAGACUUGGCUUGGAUGAGAACUUCCUGGAUAUCACAGAUGUGGUGGAGCAACGCAUAGGCUGCUUCCAUCCAAGUGGAUGGGCUGGGAUCCGUGUCUCAGGCCAUGUCUACAAGGACCAAGCCAUCAACGUGCAGGAUCCAACCCAUCGUAAGCUUGCCAUUGGAUCCCAAGUGAUGGAAGAGCUCCGGGAAUGCCUUUACUCCACGUUGGGCCUCACCAGCAGCGCUGGGGUGGCCACCACCAAGUUCUUGGCCAAGGUGGUCUCUGGGACCUUCAAACCCAACCAACAAACCCUGCUCCUGCCCCACAGCACCCAGGAGCUGCUGAGGAACCUGGGGUCCAUCCGGAAGGUGCCAGGCAUUGGCUCCAGGACUGCGGAACGCCUGGAAGCAUUGGGUGUGAAGACAGUGGUGGAUCUCCAAAGGUUUCCAUCUGCUGGCUUGGAGAAGGAGCUGGGAAUUGCGCUUGCUCAACGGAUCCGGAAGCUUGGCUAUGGGCAGGAUGAGGCCCCUGUGACACCAUCGGGACCUCCUCAGUCCUUUAGCGAUGAAGAUUCCUUCCGGAAAUGUUCCUCAGAGGCAGAAGUCCAGGAGAAACUGGGAACGAUGCUUCCAAGCCUCUUGGAAAGAAUCCGCCGGGAUGGGAGGCAACCACGCACCAUAAGGUUGAGCAUCCGCCGCUUCUCCUCAUCAGGAAAGGGGUUCCAUCGGGAAUGCCGUCAGUGCCCUAUCCCACCGCAUCUCCUUCCCAAAUUUGGGAAAGAUCCUGGGAGCCUCCUCUCCCCCUUGGGGAGCAUCUUAAUGAAGCUCCUGCGGAAGAUGAUCCCAACAGAGCUCCCAUUCCACCUCACCCUCCUCAACGUCUGCUUCUCCAACCUCCAGGAGCUUCCCACCAGGAAGGGUUCCAUUGGCUUCUACCUCAAGGGCAAGGGCCCAGCACCUGCUUCUGGCCAAGGAGGGAGUGGGAAGGAAGCUGCAGAUUCCCAAGGGAAGGGGAGCGCCUCUUGCAGCGGAAUUCCCAACAGCAGGAAGCUUCUGGAGGGAGAGGAAAGCCCACGAAGACCUGGAACAAUUCCCUCUUUUCCACCCAUUGCCCAGGAAGUUCUUCCAGAAGCUCUUAAACAAGAACUCCCUUCCCAGCUGGAAUUCCAAGCUGGGAAUGUUCCCGCUCAGCCCUCACUGCCUUUUCCCAAAGAGAUCCCAAACCCUUCCCAAAAUCCAAUGGGAUUAAGCAGUGCUGUUCGCCCUGCAGGGUGUACUAACCCUGUAGGAGCAACACAGGCCUUUGAGUAUCCCAGCAGGACAGGGGUCAGGAUGGAGAAAGAGCCUCCAGAAGCUGGGAUCAUCCUGACUGGGUCAUGUGCUUCUAGCUGGGAUAAGGAGGCCCCUGCAGCAGCAUCAAUGGAGCAAACCCAUUGUAAAGAUGUAGUAAUUCCUCCUGAUGUGGAUAAGGAGACUUUCUAUGAGCUCCCUGUGGAUGUGCAACGGGAAUUGUUGGCCCAAUGGAAGAGUGGAUCCCAAAGGACGGAUAAACCCUUGGGAAAGCUGAAGGCAAGGAAAAGGAGGAGGAUGGAAGUGCCCUGUGGCUCUAACAGCUUGUGGAGAUACCUUAAACCCCGAGAAGAAGGGUUCGGAAGGAGGGAAGCAGCUCUCGGAAGCGCUUUACACCUGGAAUGGGGUGGUAGUAAAGAGGAUGCUCCAACUCCAGCCAUUCCCUUCCCAAAGAGGCCAUAACCACGGUAUAAACCCAUAGUAAUCACAGUGUAGACCUAUAGUAAUACCAUUGUAAACCUGUAGUAACCACGUCCCAAAGCAUUCCCAAUGGCGUUCAGAGUGGGUGUUCCUGUAUCAUUCCCACCUGGAGCAAAGCAGGAGUUGCUGUGUAACACUUCCCUGUGGUGUGGAUCCAUCUCAACCCCAAUGUAAAUCCAUUCCUCCUUGGAUAGUGGAUCCAGGGGGUUGAGAAGUGAAUCCAAGGGCAAAUUCCAUGCGGAUGCAGGGCUUGAGGUGCUGCUUCUCUCCACAAAGCACCUCAAGGCCAUGGAAUGCAAGGGAUUACAAGAGGUGGGAAAGCAUCCUCCAGAUGAAAAUUCCUAAAGGAAGAGUUACUCCAAGGUGCAUGAGGAAGAUUCCCACAUGGAUCAUGGCUGGAAAACCUGGAUCACCCCUGCAUCCCUGGUGUCCUCCCUCCUUACUCCCUGGAGCAGCUGCUACUCCCAGCCCUAUUCCAUCCUUUACAGGGAGCAUUCCUACAGCUCUGCAUUGGAAGCCUUGGAAGCAUACAUUGAGGACUUCAACCUGAGCCAAGCGUCUCCCUGUGGAAGCAUGGGGAAGAUCUGCAUCCAUGGGAGCAUUCCUAAGGAAAUCAGACUUUCCAACCACUAUGCCAAGGAAAAACAAGGCUUCCUCAGGCCUCCCACGGCCUUGCUGUAUCCCUCAGAGUUAUUCAGACCUCAUGU